Carassius auratus (goldfish) is the source of this 3262-nucleotide messenger RNA. RefSeq names its product protein FAM234B-like. The record is from RefSeq and is a predicted model, not a curated record. The transcript has 13 exons. Bases 552 to 2489 code for a protein of 645 amino acids. Lineage: Eukaryota; Metazoa; Chordata; Actinopteri; Cypriniformes; Cyprinidae. Gene Ontology annotation, molecular function: protein binding.
UGCCUUAAACUGAUGAGUAAGGAAAAUAACGACGCGGGGUGACGCCCGUGUCCUCGCUCAAACUCGCGAGAAGAAUUUUUGAAAGGGCACAGGUCCGUCUGCGAGGUGACUCACCUACUUAGUGAGAUGCCGAGCAGAGCCAGGAUCUGCCCCGAAAACACCCUCAAACUGGUGAAAACAGACUAAAACACUAGUGAUGGAGCAAAUGCGUUAUUUCGAUGCAUAAUUUUUUAUGUAUGUUAAUGUUAAUUUGCAGGGGUAGUUUUGUGUUUAAAGGCCAGAUUGUCUAAACAGGCCAGUAAGAGACUACUCAUCCUGCUGAUUAAACAAAUGACUUGUUUUUCAACAUAAUAAUAAUGUACUUUGGAUAAAAUAAAUGCAGAAGAGCAGAAAGACUUAUUUAAAUAUCACAAAUCUUACUUUUCAAAAGCGUUUGACGGGUAGUGUAGAUGAAAGCAAGGGUGUUUUGUGAUUUUACCUAUCGAAAUAUCACAUCAAAAGUUCACAGUAUUUGAUUCACUCUGGCGUCAUCGGAGAAGACUACACUUCCCAUGAUGCAUCUCUCCAGCGCUGUAGCGGCAGCAGCAACAGAAGGCGCGUCGCUGAUAACAUCGCGCGGAAUGGCUGUGUCUCUGUCCCGUGCUCUGAAAUUACCAGGUAAGAAGGGCCCGGAUCUGGGCGAGUAUGACCCGCUGACACAGGCUGACAGCGAGGAUGAGACGGAAGACGAUGAUCUGGUUCUGAAUUAUCCUCGUAACGGUCUGAACCCGGCGGUGGCUGAUCUGAGGGGCGAGCAGGAGUUGGAUGAGGAGGAGGAGCUGAGGGAGGGGGCGGGGCAUGAUGCAGGGGCUGGGCGGAGUCAGGGCGGAGCCGCGGAGGAGAAGGCAGCGCGGGUGCGAGGGGCGAUGAGAUCCGCAGCGUUCCUGCUGCCGCUGUCCUGCGCCGCUCUGCUGGUGCUGCUGUGUGCGUUUCUCAUCCCCUGCCCACAGGGGGCGCCGCUCCAGACGCAGUGGGAGAGAGAGCUUGGAGACACAGCCGGCGUGACCUCACCUCCCAUUGCAUUGUGGGAUGUGGAUGGGGACGGACUGGAUGACGUUUUGAUUGCCGUUACGAACAUCUCCAACGACAGCCAGCCAAUGAACGCACAAAGCAAAGAGUACAGCGUGUGGGCUCUCAGCGGCGUCGGGGGCCAGCUGCUCUGGAGGAAGUCGCUCAGAGAGCCGUUGAUCUCUGUUCAGUGUGGACUCCAGACAGGAAGUUCAGAUCCACUGCACUCGUCUGCCUGCGUCCUAAUCAGCUCGGGCCACAUGAUCACCAUCAACGCCUCCACAGGAUGGACGUUGUGGACGACGGCUGUAGGAGAUGUGGAGUCUCACGCUGUUCUGCUGCCGGAUCUACAGGGAGACGCCUUUCCAGACCUGCUGAUCGCAACACUGCCGGAGGACAAGGUGUCUGAUCUGGCUCUGGUCCUGAUCUCUGGACGCUCGGGUGCUCUGAUUGGCCGGCCGGUGAACUUUAACCUUACAGCUCAGGGGAAGCUGAUUGGUCCGCUGCUGCACGAGACGCAAGCGGGAGCCUACUACGUGCUGUUCGGACUGGGAACGGUGGAGGCCGUCUCUCUCUCCCUCAUCUACAGUAGAGCGACGGGUCAGACGGCAGCGUCUCGAGUUCGUCAGAAGGAGCCCAGCUGGGAGCGUCUGAGGAAGAGCAACUCGUCUUCACUCAUUCACAUCAGCAGUGUCUCUGAGCAGGUGGACUUCCUGCUCUCUCUGGUGGUGGGCUCGUGUCAGCGUCUCAGGAAUCUGGACGGAGUGUCAGCGCUGAACUGCAGUCGCAGUGACUGGAUUGUGCUGAGUAACUCCAGCAGACGUCUGUCUGUGCUGAGAGCCAGCGACACUCGGCCCGUCUGGAGCCUCGGCCUCGCCUCCUUGCGCACUCGUCCCGCAGCGGGCCACUUUAAUGACGAUGGCGUUCCUGAUCUGCUCAUUCAUCAGUCGGCCAAUGGUGUGAGGAAGGUGAAGAUUGUGGAUGGCGCGCGGGGGCGGAGCCUGUGGGAGGCGGAGUUUGUGUGUCCUCGUCUGGCGGUGGAGGAUUCGUCAGUCCUGACGGUGUCCGGCCAAUCGGUGUUCCUCUUCUGGGCGGGAGAUCCGCUGGCGCAGCCGCAGAACGUCUCCAAGGUGGCAGAGCCGGUGCUCCGCAAGCUCUUCCUGCUCCACCCGAAGUAUCCCACAAUCCUCCUGGAGCUCAGCAGCACCACAGACACCAUCCUCAGCGCCGCCGUGAGCUACCAGGCGCAGCAGAAGGACGCGUCCUACAUCAGCGUGUCGUCUCGUCCCUCGGCCGGCCGUGCUCUCGGUGCUCAGAUGCUGCAGAUGCUCAGUCUGAGAGCGGCCGUCGCAGACGCCAGGAUCCUUCAGCUCACAGACACAGACAAACCCAGCGCUUUCCAGCUGCGCAAGAUCUUCAGACGCCUGGCCUUCAGACAGUGACGUGUGUCGGACUCGAGCGCUGCAGACCACACACUGGUUGAACAGCAGAGCACACCCUCCUCACACACACACACACACACACACACACACUCACACACACCUCAUCCUGGCUGCUCUGUGCUUGUGUCCUGACUCUGGUGUCUGCACGCUGGCUUCGCUGUAGAUAUAGCCCUGACUCUCUGUACAGUAUUUAUGUGUGUGUGUGUGUGUGUGUGUGAGGGAGAUGUUCACACUCAUAUAUUCGUGGGACACACUGGAGGAUGUUAGAGAGGAACCUCUGACAGAAGGAUCAGCACAUUUACUGACACUGUGUGAAACACAUGAAACACAAGUGUGAUCUGAUGAUCAGACUACAAACAUCAAACACUUGUGAUUUAUCAGACUACAGUUACCGUUUCAUGGAUCACAUGAUCUUCACACAGUGGCAGUGAAUGAUUGAGAAUCUGUUGGAUCUGUGUAAAAUAACCUGUGUUCACAUUCGCUCAGAAAGUCUGGUGUUGUGUGGAGAUUCACUACUAAAUCAGUUCAGGCUGAAGAAGUGUUUCAGUACUGACUCAACUACUGAUGAACUCUGUGUUUCUGUGUCUUUACCAGGCUUUUCUUUCAAACACAAUAAAAGGCACAAACUCACACACGUUUCUCUCAUCUAAUAUGUGCUGAUUUGAAGUACCCUGAGAUUUUAUCAUAAUUUAAUAAUACUGCAUCACAUCUGCAUGUUCAUCGGUUCUCUGAUGUUGGUUAUGGUCACAUUACAAAUAAACAAAUAAAUCAUC